AUGGCGAGUAUCCCACCUUCCGUUACGGCCAUGCCACAUAAUGGUCAAUCAGAACUGGAACAGGAUCGUAAACGUUGGUUCGCUGAAUUCGGAGCGCUCAAAGCCCGCUUUGAGGCAGAAAAGGAGAACAUAAACGCCAAAUUCACACAGCAGCAGCGUGACGCAUGCCACGAUCUCGACGAUGAGGCCCGUUUCGUCGACACGUUGAAUCUGCCCCAGAAAGCUCGCGAGCUUCUCCAAAAGUACCAGCAUGAAUUACGAUCCCAUCGAUAUGCUGCCUGCCAGCAAAGGUGUGACGCCGAGGAAAAGGAGCGGGGCAAGCGCGAAACGAUCGCUCUCCGAGAUCAUCACAUUGUGUUCCCCGUUGGCGGCGGCGGCGGCUACACUUCACGCAACACUGUUCACGCUCCGAAUUCUGGCAUGUUGGGACGUACGCCAACAAAUUCGUCGGCUCAGAUGGGCGGCGGACGUGUUGGUCCAGCUGCGCGCGGCUCGCCCUCAGUCAUGGCGACGAGCGCACCUCCUCAGCAGGCACGCCAGCCUCUGCCACAAGGCCCGAUGAUGCCCAAUCAGCCAGUUCAACAGAGACCGACAAAUGGAAUACCUGGCCACGGUAGUUCAGCUCCGAUGCCGUCCCAGCUCGACCAGCAAAUCCGUCAGUCGCAGCAGAUCAACCAGGGCCACCCAAAUCAAGGACAGAACUGGAUUCACCAUAAUCAGGGCCCGCAGCAAGGUUCGCCUCGCACUUCAACCUUGUAUCACCCAACUCGGCCGGUGAACACCCCUGCAGCAAAUGGCCCCCCCCGAGUGCUUCCUUCGCAACCUCAUGUUCCUACGCUAGGUAGCAAUCACUACGGUCCUCCAAGAGCAGGACCUGGACAGCCUGCCAUUGGCCCUCAGCCUAACUUGGCUGAUCGCAGCAACCGAGUACCUCUGCCACCCACGAAAUCUGGACCCAUGAGCUCCCGUGGGGACAAACUGUAUCCGGGUGAUGUCAGCGACAUCUCACCAGGCUCUAUUUUACGACCGGAAGACAUGUUGAGGCUGUCUGCAGACUUUCAUUCCAAGCGCCAUAAGAUGGCCAAGAGGAAGUCCGAUGCCAGCGAGAUGUCAUCUGGAGAUGCGGAUCCGAAACGUGCGAGAACUGAUACGCCACAUUCGAUAGCCCCCAGGACGAUCACUUUUGCCGAAGUUUACCAAAACGGCAAGGCAGAAUACAAGCACAACAUUGUUAAGUACGAGGACGUUUUCUAUAUUCUGCGAUGCGACGAGCAUGGGGUGCAUUUCAAGCAGAAUGCCCUUGCAGCCGCAGCCAAGCACCUUCACGGCGCCUCGCAUGGCCACCAGAAGAAGGAACAUAAGUUGGCAGUCGAAACCAUUGGAUUUCACGUCGUGGACUGCACGGAAGAGCUUGCCGCACUGAACAACGAAUGCGUUCGCCUUGCUUUCGAAAGCGGCUAUAAACCUCUGAACCAGCUCCACGGCCCGAAGUCUGGUGGUAAACGACAGUCAGCCGUUAACGCAAUGGCUCCGGUCAGGGAUCCAUCAGUUUCCGAUUCAUCAUUCCAGGCUCCCCCUAACAGCGCUGGAUCUUACCAGACAAAGCUAGACGCCAGGACCCAGGAGGACAAGCAUCAAGAUGUUGCAGAUUACAUCAUGAACCCGAUUCCAGGCGAUAUUUAUCACGCAAAAUGGCCGCGAAGCAACAAGCUCUAUAUAGUCAUGAUUCUGGGCUGGACAUCACUGAAGAUGUGCGGGUGGGAUGGCUGGCUCAGCGACACCCAACUUUGCAACAAGAAGAUCAGACCUACCUGCUAUACGUACAAUGAGGAUGGCAUUGGUGGCUGGGCACCGGGAUACCGAGACGGCGAGCUACGCAUGUUGGACAGAGACGUUCCGGUCUUGUGGUUUGAAAAGCAGGGCAACACUCGAUUAGGCUGGCUUGGAGUCAAGUUUAUUCUCAAGCCACUACUGCUUGAUGACCCUGAUCGACCUACUGACCCCUUGGAUCCUUCGAACCAAGCAAGAAAGAAGUAUGCAGAGACUCGUGGGUAUGACUCGUUCGAGGCAAUGCUGGCUCAUGUGCAAGGGGGGCAAACGCCGACAGGUGGAGAAGCAGAAUCGACGGCAGAGGCGACGGCGACGACGACGACGACUGCGACUGCGACUGUGGCUGCUGCUGCUGCUGAGACUACUGCUGCGAAGCUACCCUCGUUUGCCUCGGCAUCAGACUCGGACCCCGUACCUGACGUUGACAUGUACGACUUUGGCGACAACCCUCCUCCAGCCGAUGAUUCGGAGGAUGAAGAUUACGUGGAGCCGAAAAGCCAAAAAAGCCAAGAUUCAGAUGACGACAUGGCAGAUAUAGAUGACUACCCGACUACCCCUCAGCAGCCUCUGAGGCGAAGCACUCAAGAGGUGCGCCCUACUUCGCGGCUGAGCGAGAGUAGUUGGAUGACGGGCAGAUCCGGAGCUGCUGCUGGCACGCGUCUGUCAGCUAAGAAAGACAAGGCAGCAGCAGCCGACAAGGAGGAUGUGACAAUGGACGACGCUGCGCAAGUAACCCCGUCCAAAGAUCGGGUCGUGGCCAAAGGAAAUGCCAUUCCCGUCACCGCAAACAACAAUGAAGGCCUCCCCAACACUGCUCUUGAAACACCAGCAACUCUCCAGCAGGGAUCUUCGGAGAAUGCUAAGAACGCGCUGCCAUCUGCUGCCGGUGCGAACCCUCGCACUGAGGAUAGCGCUUCUAUGAACACCGCAUCCCCACAUUCGACGGCCGAAUCAGCAGCUGAGCGACCCGUGCUCACUGAGAUCGCCAAGAGCAACGCGCCUCAGAGGCUGAAUGCCCAGGAGAGCGUGCAGACGGCAGCAUCGCAAGACGGAGAAAACCAUUCCCAGAUCGAUCAUGCGUCAAUGGCAAGCUUGGCCCAGAGCGCGAUGAAGGCUGCUUCCAAAUCCCCCAGCCUGGACAAGAGAGUUGCCCGUGUAAGCCCCAAGCUACAGAUCGCAAACCUGGUCAACGGCACAGCCAGCUCUGAAAAGGCAGCUCGUCGACCUCUGCCAUCUGAGCCGUCCCCUGACAUGCAGCACACUGGCGCAGUCCUCAGUCAGCCAGCGCCACUCCGAAACCCCCUGCCUCAGAAGCCCAGUCAAGGAAUCCACCUCGAUCAAAUGGCGAGGGCUAGCCAGCACCCCUCGCCCGCUCUGUCUACCAAGAGCAUCAAGGAGAUAGCGUCGCCAGCGUUGAAUAGCCCGAUUCAACAGCCCCCGCGGAGUACCAGCGCCGAGAGCACUGCUCGCCGACCCGAUCCUCGCAUGAGCAUUGCUAACAUGAGCAGCAGCAGCCCUCAUGAGGACCAGGAACGUGGGGCCAUCAAACAGACGGUGCUUAGUACAGGCAACGGCACUGCCUCGGGUAGUAGCACUCCCAAAGUGUUGACUCACGCCAGCUUGGUCAACAGCGAACAGUGGCGUGCAGUCCGCACAUCGGAAUCGCCACGCACUACGCCUGCGGCGCUUCAAUCGCCUGUCAUCGACCGGAGUGCGGCCGCGUCCCCUGCUCUGGGAGGCAAGAGAGAUACAGAGAACUUUUUCGACGUAUCGGAGUUCCACGAGGGUAGCAGACACUGGGCGCAGCCGGGCAAAUUUCUGCGAUUCGCUGCCGAGGACGAGUCGAGCAGCAUGAUGCGGAGCAAAGAAGAGGACGGCAUGGAGGCCGUCGUUGAUGCCGGCCAAGUCCAGGCAGCGAAAAUGACGGGAACAACGGUCCAGCUGGAGCUCAAGACAGAUAAUAGCGAGAAGUUGGAGCAGAGACUAGUGUUCGAGACCAACUCGUUGACGGGCAGCCAACGCGGGGCAAGGCUGCAAGCUACCAAGUUCUAUCGAUGGAUCUCGACCAAGAACCCGGACAUACAACAUCUGUACUAG
Messenger RNA from Colletotrichum orchidophilum, 3927 nucleotides. RefSeq lists its product as uncharacterized. The record is from RefSeq and is a predicted model, not a curated record. The coding region runs from base 1 to 3927 and encodes 1308 amino acids. Lineage: Eukaryota; Fungi; Ascomycota; Sordariomycetes; Glomerellales; Glomerellaceae. The transcript has a single exon.